Salmo salar (Atlantic salmon) is the source of this 2472-nucleotide messenger RNA. Its product is annotated as NF-kappa-B inhibitor zeta. NCBI's taxonomy places the organism in Eukaryota, Metazoa, Chordata, Actinopteri, Salmoniformes, Salmonidae. The record is from RefSeq and is a predicted model, not a curated record. Gene Ontology annotation, cellular component: nucleus. Gene Ontology annotation, molecular function: DNA binding; POU domain binding. Gene Ontology annotation, biological process: regulation of gene expression.
UGUGCGCUCCUGAAGGUACAGUAGUCACAUGGUCCAAACGGGAACAAACUCCAUUACAACUCUUGACGGUGCAUACACAGUGAUCAAGCUCUGAGCGCAACAUGAUCAUCGACAGAAUUAUCGAGAACGGCCUGAAUCUUGUCCAUCCAGGGAAUGUUGUGACGAGCCCCGUGUAUUUGGGCUCUUUUUACCAGGAUACCUCAGCUGCACCGGAGAUCAACAACUCUCUCUGUGCGCCAAACGAGUUGGAUGGCUGGGGAAAUGUUAUGACUCCGCCAACUGCAGACAGUGGCACAAACGAGUGUUCCAUGAGUGAGGUGGGGUCUUUUGGCCGUUUCCAAGGAGUGCGGGUGAAGAAUACAGUGAAAGAACUCAUCAUGCUGAAGAAGCGCCUUAGCAACCAAAAUGUACAGCAACACUCUGAGAGAGAAUACACAGGGCAUAAGAGGACUGCGGACUUCAGCGUGAUAACCGAUUCACCUGCUAAAAGACUUGCUACUGCAAAGGCAAUCCUGACUCUGAGCCCUCCAGAGGGAAACACACUGGACAUUGACUUCAUGGAACUGGGAUAUGAGUCUAUGAACUCAGAGACCUCCCCACAGGAGACCCUCCCUGACCCCUUCAGCCUCAUUGACUAUCAGUCCCUCUACCCUCAAACCCACAUGCCACAUGCAAUGGGAAACUCCUCUGUCCCCCAGCCUUUCAUCGCCCCGCUGAGCCCAAAGGGCGUUUGGCCAUUGACUCAGUUUGCUGAAGGGGAGCCGAUGUCCUUCUUUCAAUGGCAGAUACGACAGGAAGAGGAGAAGUUGGCAGGGUUCACCCCCGAGAUGCUCACAAGCCAGGAUAAUGAUGGAGACACAUUCUUGCACAUAGCUGUGGCACAGGGCAGAAGGGCUCUAGCUUAUGUGCUGGCCAGCAAGAUGGCUACCGUCGGCAUGCUGGAUAUGAAGGAGCACAAUGGCCAGAGUGCCCUUCAGUUGAGUGUUGCAGCCAAUCAGCAUCUGAUAUUGCAGGACCUGUUGGCCCAGGGGGCUCAGAUCAACACCGCUGACUGCUGGGGCCGCUCCCCUCUGCAUGUGUGUGCAGAGAAGGGCCACGCUCUCACUCUCCAGACCAUCCAAAGAGCUCUGAAGGGUAAAGGGCAGGAGCUUAAUGUGGAACAAGUCAACUAUGACGGCCUAACUCCUCUUCAGACAGCGGUCCGGUCUCACAAUGCGGUUGUCCAGGAGUUGGGCCGUAUGGCGGCGGUGACCCCCCAGUCCCCUGGGGUGGUGGAGUUGAUGCAGAGAAGGAAGCUACUGGGGCAGUGUGUCAACACACUGCUGCUCAUGGGAGCCUCCUGUGCAACUAAGGAUCAUAAAAGUGGCUGCACCUCCCUGCACAUGGCUUCUCAGGAGGCCAAUGUGGAGCUUUUACGCAUCUUCCUCGACCAGCCAGACUCUCUGUCUAUUGUCAAUGUCAAGGCAUUCAGUGGAAACACAGCGCUGCACUUUGCCAGUUCUGUGUAUGGUCGCGUGACUCAGGUGGAUGCUGUGAAGCUCCUGAUGAGGAGAGGGGCCGACCCCAGCUCCAAGAACCUGGAGAAUGAGCAGCCUGCCCAGCUGGUGGCUGAAGGGCCCGUCGGAGACCAGGUGCGGCGUAUCCUGAAGGGGAAAGGCUACCAGGCCCGGUCUGCUGCCCAGUAGGAUGCAGGAUGUGAUCUCCUGUCCAGAAACACUGUCAGUCAGACAGUCCAGUCUAUGUAGAAAUUAUUUGCCAUCGUAUGUAUGGCAGAUGUCAGUUGUUUCAAUGAAACAGUGAAUGUUGUUCGCUACAGUGUAGUGUAUUUUGAGUAACCAUGUGAUCUUCUCCCUUAAAGGGGCAAUCUGCAGUUGUUACAUCAAUUUUUGGACUUGUAAAUGAUUCAUAUGUACCCAUUGCUUCUUGGAGAAUAUAACUUAUAAAUUCAUCAUGAGCUUAGUUCAACUGUCGUACCCCAUCAGAACCCAAAAUAUAUCAUCUUGUUUUACUCCAGUGUUUGUAAACAAAGUACAUGGAAACAAACACUAUGAAAAGUAGCUUCAAAAUAUGGUUCAAACUAUAAUGUUGAUAUCAUGGAUGGUUACUCCUUAGCCGUGUCUAUGAAUUUGAGUGUUAACAUUUCAUUAGCCCCAUCCCUCAGCUUUUUACUGAAACGGGCAGGGAAUACGCUUUGUUCAUGUUUCAACUGCUGAUUGCCGCUUUAAGGAAUGACGCCUGAAGGGGUUUUCACCACUAAACCACUUUGGGUUGAGUCACAGGUUGACUCACCUGUAAUGCCGGUGUGAAACACCUUGAGCUGGAAUGUGCAUUGUAGCUAGGGCUCGACCACAUAGUAACAGUGUAAUGUAGCUAGGGCUCGACCACAUAGUAACAGUGUAAUGUAGCUAGGGCUCGACCACAUAGUAACAGUGUAAUGUAGCUAGGGGUUGACCACAUAGUAACAGUGUAAUG